CUGCGCUCCGCAUGUUCCGCUGUGGACCUGUGAAGGUCUGCAGGACUGGACCACAUCACCGGGUCUGAACAAAACCUCCACUCAGGCUGGACUGGCUCAUCGAGUUCACGGAGAAGAGUUUCCUCAGCCAUGCUGCAAAAUGCAAUAGGCAGAACUUGUUGGGAAAAUAUGAAGAAACCAUCACUGACCACAGAGGAUUUGCUUUCUCAUGGAACGUAGUACUUCUGCUCCACGCAUCAGCCAACUUCAUCCAAGCCGACAGUCCUGAGCGUUCAAUCAUUCCAGGAUGCUCCUCGAUGCUUGGGAACAUGAGCAGAUGGACAGGAAGUGGGCAUUAUGGACUGAGGGGGCGACUCCGUGCAUUUGUGAACCAAUGAGUCACAGAUGAGGGAUAGAAGCAGACUGUAGACCUGACUGGGCCAACAAUGACGGGGAAUGAUAUUAUUUGUUCUUUGCACCCGUGCAUUGAUUUUGCCAAUGACAAAUCCCGCUGCAAUCUCAGAUCAGUAGAAUGACCUAAUUCAGAAUAAAUGGACCCACGGUGAUAAGUAGGCUCCUUUCUCACUGGGUAAUGGAAAGUUCUCACAUAUGGACUCUGAUGAUUGUGGCUGGGGUGAGUGAGGUGACUUGAUAUUUGCACGUUCAGGAGUCAUUUUUGUUAGCCAUUUAAGGUUUGAGCAUUGAUGCUGCAUAUAGCGAUGUUGCGUCGCGGACUUAUAACUAGGGUUUCUCGUGUCGUGGGUGCGCUGGUGGUCCUCUGCUGCUCCCUAUCUCUUCUGUAUGUGAUGACCUGCAGCCCGCCACGUUCUGAUGACCAGUUGCUGAGCCACGCUCUGCCUCGUGCUGCACCCAACCAUCCCAGCCUGGGUGGCACAGGACCAGGGACUGGAGCAGGUGCAGGUGGGACAGGUGUUGCUGGAGUAGGGCAUGGACCACCGGGGGUCCAGCCUUACCAGGUGCUCCUCCAGGAACGUGAGGAGCAACAUCGCCUCCACAUCUCCUCCUUGAAGAAGCAGAUAGCUCAGUUGAAGGAGGCUUUGCAGGAGCACAGUCAGCAGUUGAAAGGAGUCCAGGAUAGCCUGAAGAAAGCUGCUGGGGGUCCGGCAGAGGGACAGGAACCUGUGGCUGGGGCUGCAGGAGGUAAUCUGGGAGAGGCUCAGGGAGCCAAGAGCCAGCAGGCUGAUCUCCAGGAGUUCCUAAAAAGCCAGCUAUUGAGGGCUGAGGUGAAUGCUGGCACCAGGUUGUCCAGUGAGUAUGCGGUGGUUCCGUUUGAGAGUUUUACCCUACAGAAGGUGUAUCAACUGGAGAUGGGACUGACCCGUCACCCUGAGGAGAAGCCCGUAAGGAAGGACAAAAGAGAAGAGCUGGGGGAAGUGCUGGAGAUGGCGCUACACACCCUCAACAAGCCUUCCUCACACCAAGACAAUAUUGGAAUAGCAGGAAAGACUCAACCUAGUAAAGUCUACACACCAUCAGACUUCAUAGAAGGUAUCACCCGCACAGAAAAAGACAAAGGCACCCUGUACGAGCUGACCUUCAGAGGGGAGUCGAGCAGUGAAUUCCAGUUCGUGGUUCUCUUUCGGCCCUUUGGCCCACUGAUGAAAGUGAAAAAUGAGAGAGUGGAUACAGCCAACGUCCCCAUCAAUAUCGUUGUGCCGCUUUCAAGACGGAUAGACAAGUUCAAACAGUUUAUGCACAACUUCAGGGAAGUCUGUGUGCGUCAGGAUGGCCGGGUCCAUCUGACUGUGGUGUAUUUUGGGAAGGAGCAGAUCAGCGAAGUCCGCAGCACUCUGGAAAAUCAUUCCAGGGAGGUCAGUUUUAAAAACUACACCUUACUGCAACUGGAUGAAGAGUUCUCUCGAGGACGUGGUUUGGACGUGGGAGCCCGAGCAUGGAAGGGAGGCAACGUGCUGCUUUUCUUCUGCGAUGUGGACAUCUACUUCACAGCUGACUUCCUCAACACCUGCCGACUGAACACACAGCCUGGUAGAAAGGUGUUCUACCCAGUGCUGUUCAGCCAGUACAACCCCUCACUCAUCUACGGAAGUCCGGAGCACAUCCCACCUGUGCCGCAACAGCUGGUAAUUAAGAAAGACACAGGGUUCUGGAGGGAUUUUGGGUUUGGCAUGACCUGCCAAUACAGGUCCGACUUUCUCAACAUUGGAGGUUUUGACAUCGACAUCAAAGGAUGGGGCGGUGAAGACGUCCACCUGUACAGAAAGUACCUCCACAGUAACCUUCUGGUGGUCCGAGCGCCGUCACGAGGCCUCUUCCACCUGUGGCACGAGAAACACUGCGCCGACGAGCUUCCUCCAGAUCAGUACCGCAUGUGCAUGCAGUCCAAAGCCAUGAAUGAGGCCUCGCAUGGCCAGCUGGGGAUGCUGUUUUUCAGGCAAGAGAUUGAAGCUCACCUCCGCAAGCAGAAGCACCAGCAAAACUCCAACUCCAAGAAGACAUGAAGUCACUCAGCUGAGUUUUCAAGUACAGCCGGUGAAUGAAACUGUUCUGCAGGCAGAGGGACGCGCCGGAGGAUGAAACAAUGUGAAGAUGAAGUCAUUUUUACUGCAGAGUGCCAGUGCGGGGAUAAUGAUUAAAACUUGUCUGUGAGUUCAUGUCCAUUCGUGUGUUCUGUAAAUGCAGCGAGGCCUUUCAGAAGGCAGCACGGAGCCUCGAUUUGCACUAUAAAGUCUGUCUGAACCACACGCCUUCUGUGAGCUUACUGUGACUUCUGCAGGAUGGCCAAAGUCCUACGACUUCAUGUGUAGUCUAGUAGGGACCCCUAUUGGUAUGAAAAGGAACAACAAGUUGGUGAAGAAAGUUCAUCAGCAAGCAUCCUUUUGUUACUGAAGCCAUCAGGCUGAUCUGCUUGAUUUUUGUUGUUGCUGUUUGUGUGUGUGUGUGUGUGUGUGUGUGUGUGUGUGUGUGUGUGUGUGUGUGUGUGUGUGUGUGUGUGUGUGUGUGUGUGUGUGUGUGUGUGUAUACACUGAUUUUAUGGUAAGAUGGUGCCCGGGGGCAUGGAGGACUUGAUGGCGAUCCUUCUCUGAUGCAGAUUUUCUUCCUUUUUAUCGCACUCGUGAUCUUUUUUUUUUUUUUUUGAGCAGAUAUGUUUGCUAUUACAUCUUUAUUUCACGUCACCUUAUGACAUCACAAAGCACAUCACUCCUAAAUGUUACAACACCCAGAUAUUUUUUUUAAUUCUCCAAAUAAGACCGCAAAUGCAGGCAUUUAAUGCUGGUUUUGAGAUGUUCUGAAUUCAUAUGAGUUAGUUUUUCUUCUAGAAAAUGUUGUUGCGAAGGUUGUAACAUUAGCAGUGAACUGACAAAGUUGUGUCACUAUUUUAACCUCCACACUAAAGAAUUGGGCAGCAUGGUGGAUUAGUGGUUAGCCCUGUUGCCUCACAGCAAGAAGGUCAUGGGUUUGAUUCCCACCUGUGGCCUUUCUGUAUGGAGUUUGGGUGGGUUUCCUCCGGAUGCUCCAGUUUCCUCCCACAUUUAAAGACAUGCGGGUUUGGUGAAUUGGAAACUUUAUAAUUGUCCAGGUCUCUCUUGCAACAGAGAUCUCAAUCUCAAUGGGAGUAACCUGGUUAAACUAAAUUAAAAUAUUAUAACUUGCGGGAUUUUAAAAUUUGCUGGAAGUACAACGUUAAUUGGUGGAAUGGAUUGUGAACAUCCCAAAACGACAUGAAAAGCCUUGUUUUGCAGAGGCUUUUUAGGAGCAGACCCUUCGGUCUGCGACACCGGAUCAUGGUGGCAGUAGACCAAGCAGCUCAUCUCACACUUCCCUAUCUUCUGCCAAGUCUUCUAACUCUUCCUGGGGGAUCCCGAGGCUUUCCCAAAUUAGCUGGGAAAUGUAAUCCCUCCAGCGUGUCCUGGAUCUUCCCUAGGGUCUCGUCCCAGUUGGACAUACCUGGAAGACCUCCAUAGGGAGUUGAGCAGGUGGGAUCCUCAUCAUAUGCUUGAACCACCUCAAAGUGAAGAAGCAGCAGCCCCUCUUAGAUAUUUGAGGUUCUUACCCUGUCCAGGAGUGUCAGCGCAGAUACCCAAUGGAGGACUCUCAUUGCAUAAGCAACCUUGUUCUUUUGGUUAUUACCCAAACCUCAUGACAAUAGUAAGGAUAGGAGCAUAAAUCGACUGGUAAAUCCAGAGUCUAGCCUUCUGGCUCAGCUCUUUCUUCACCACGACGGCCCAGUACAGCGUCUGAGGGUGAUUCUUUAACUACGGGCACUAUUGGCC
Messenger RNA from Thalassophryne amazonica, 4232 nucleotides. RefSeq names its product chondroitin sulfate N-acetylgalactosaminyltransferase 1a (gene csgalnact1a). Bases 684 to 2459 code for a protein of 591 amino acids. Gene Ontology annotation, cellular component: Golgi cisterna membrane. The record is from RefSeq and is a predicted model, not a curated record. The transcript has 9 exons. Gene Ontology annotation, molecular function: glucuronosyl-N-acetylgalactosaminyl-proteoglycan 4-beta-N-acetylgalactosaminyltransferase activity. Lineage: Eukaryota; Metazoa; Chordata; Actinopteri; Batrachoidiformes; Batrachoididae.